Messenger RNA from Tachyglossus aculeatus (Australian echidna), 1326 nucleotides. Its product is annotated as membrane-spanning 4-domains subfamily A member 8-like. The record is from RefSeq and is a predicted model, not a curated record. NCBI's taxonomy places the organism in Eukaryota, Metazoa, Chordata, Mammalia, Monotremata, Tachyglossidae. The coding region runs from base 341 to 1075 and encodes 244 amino acids. Gene Ontology annotation, cellular component: plasma membrane. The transcript is spliced from 8 exons. Gene Ontology annotation, biological process: cell surface receptor signaling pathway.
AUGUCUGAUAGGAGAAGAGAGAGUGUUUCGGGCCGGAAGCAGGAUGUGGGCAAGAGGUUGGCAAUAAGACAAGAUAAGAAACAUUCUCUUCCCAGAACGAGCCAACAUUUGAGAGGACGAGCUAACAUUUGAGAGGACGAGCUUACAGUCUUGAGAGUUUGCUUUCCUCUAGACUGCAAGCUCCUGAUUGAACACGAAAAUCGGUCUAGGGCUAUACAGAACUGAGAUGCUUUCAACGUCAGUAAUUAUUUGGUAACAACUUAAAGAAAGACACGGACACUGCGGAGAGAAGAGAAGUCCCAGGCCCCAACCAGGAGAAUCCGCAACCUUAGCCAUAAAGAUGACAUCCAAACCUACAAAUAAUGAGACACUGGUUAUGACACCCAAUAAUGGCAUAACUGUCAUCCAAAUGGGCUCUAAUAUGGCCCAUGGAAGUCAACAAGUGCCUCCGUAUUCUGGGAACCAUCUCCAAGGGGCUGUGCAGUUGAACUCAAACCCAACGUCAACUGUAUUGAAAGAAUACGGCCAGGUAUUUGGGACCAUCCAGAUCAUGAUUGGAUUGCUGCACAUCAUCUUUGGAGCUGCCUUAGGAACUGAGAUUUUUUCGUAUUACACCUCUUUGGCUUUUUAUGGAGGAUAUACAAUCUGGGGAGGUCUUUCAUUUAUCAUUUCAGGUUCCCUCUCCGUGUCCUCUCAGAAGAAUCCAACAAUUUGUCUGGUGAACGGGAGUGUGGCAAUGAACAUCAUCAGCGCCAUCUUUUCUAUAACCGGCGUCCUUUUGUUCAUCGCGGAGUUGUGCUUGAAUGUUGCACGUUAUUCCUUUGAGCAUAUGGCUGCCAGGGACCGUACUGGGACCGUGUUGUCAACAGGCCUGUUGCUCUUCUCUCUGCUGGAGUUCAGCAUCGCAUGUACAGCCUCUCACUAUGGCUGCCUGAUAAGCAGCUGCUGUGGCGGUGGACAGGUGAUGAUGAUUAUUCCAAAUAAUCAGAAUACCAGUCCUAUGCUGCCCUCUGGCCCCGUGUCAGAUUUUUCUGCACCAGAUUUCUCCAGUAAGGAUGUCACCCCAAGAGUCUAGACCCGUCUGCUAGAUGCUGCAGCUCUCCAAGUUAUGGCCAUCCGUAUCACCCUGGCCCCUCAGGGGCCAUUUCCUCCUAGUCCCGGAGCCUCCACUGAGAGGGAGCAACUCGGUCUCCUGGGUCCCCGCACGGGGCUCCCAGGUUACCCCCUGAAAGGAGGAGAGGAGAGAGGUGAAAAGACUGCUGGAGGCUUCUUCCACCCCAAAUCUUCCCCAUUUCUCUUUGGCCAAUAAAGAAUGAAUCUGGAAAA